This is a messenger RNA of Dipodomys ordii (Ord's kangaroo rat), 1875 nucleotides long. RefSeq names its product essential meiotic structure-specific endonuclease 1 (gene Eme1). The transcript is spliced from 8 exons. Lineage: Eukaryota; Metazoa; Chordata; Mammalia; Rodentia; Heteromyidae. The record is from RefSeq and is a predicted model, not a curated record. Bases 1 to 1761 code for a protein of 586 amino acids. Gene Ontology annotation, biological process: double-strand break repair; mitotic intra-S DNA damage checkpoint signaling; replication fork processing. Gene Ontology annotation, cellular component: nucleus; Holliday junction resolvase complex. Gene Ontology annotation, molecular function: DNA binding; nuclease activity.
AUGACUCUAUUACAGUCAUCCUUCUCAAUGGCUUCCACAGAGAGUGAUUCUGACGAGUUGCCAACAUUUUCCUUUCUGAAAAAAGUACCACCUUUAACAAAGAGGAGUCAGACUGACAGAGUGGAGAAGAUUGUAGUGGUUGAGACUUCAGAUUCUGAGGCGUCUCCUCCUCCAUCACCAGAGUUGAAAGAUCUACCACGUUUCCCAGACACAAAUGAAACAUUCACACAAACAAAGCCAAUCAGAGUGCUAAGCAGUGGAAGUGAGGAUGAAGAGGAAAUUAUGCCUCUGGCAGAAAGACUAACCUGUAAAUUUUUGGCAUACAAGCAGUCAAGCACUGAGGACUCCAGCUUCCCAAUUAAAACUGUUUUGGAUCAACAAAAUGACCAGAAAAAGCAGUCAUUUCUAAAGAUCCCUGAUGUUCCUCUCCAUAAUACCUCAAAGAGAGCAACGGAUAACCAAGACCCUAUUUUAGACAGUCCACGUCAUCAGCUCCUAGGCUACCAAUCUACCUGUCUUGUCCAGAGCAACAGGUUGGCAGAAACCGAAAUGAAUUCUGACACCUUCCCACCUCAAAAGAGAACCAAGAAUAGUCAGAAGAUUCAGAAAAGAGGGUCUCAGAGAUGCCAGCCACAGAAACAAGCAAGCUGCAAAGAAAGCACCCUGAGACAACCAGAAAGAAAGAACGCAGCACCAGCUGACAAGCUGAAAGCUUUGAGGCCAGAGGAAUGCUUGAAACACAUCAUUGUGGUGCUGGAUCCAGUGCUUUUACAGAUGGAAGGUGGGGGCCAGCUCCUCGGAGCGCUGCAGUCCAUGGAGUGCUGCUGUGUGAUUGAAUCCCAGGCUGUGCCUUGCAGUAUCACAUGGCGGAGAAGGGCAGGGCUGUCUCAGGAUACAGAAGAGUGGGUAGAAGAGCCCACAAUCCUGGUGUUGCUCACGGCAGAGACUUUUGAGUCUUUGGUUUACAACUUAAAGCAGGGAACUCCCAACAGCGCUGAGAAAGAGAAGGAAACCCUUCGUGGCUUCAUAACUGACAUCACAGCAAGGACAGUAGGAAAAGCACUGUCACUGGUGAUUGUAGACCAGGAGAAGUGCUUCAGGUUUGAACUUCCUCUGACAUUUAGCUUCUGUCCUUUGCUUUAUCUCUCCUGCUCCAGUACUCAGAAACCACCAAGGAAAAGGAUACAGGGAGUAGCAAAUAAACAGACCAAAGAAAAGAAGCAACAGAGACGAGAGGCCAGCACAAAGCCCAUGGUGUCCAGGGUAGACAUAGAAGAGGCAUUGGUGGAUCUGCAACUCUACACAGAAGCCCAGGCUCGGAUUGUACAGAGUUGGAAAGAGCUAUCUGACUUGGCCUGCACGUUCACAAAAGCUGUGGCUGAGGCGCCAUUCAAGAAGCUUAGAGAUCAAACUAGCUUCUCCUUCUGCCUGGAGAGCGACUGGGCUGGAGGGGUGAAGGUGGACCGUGCUGGCAGAGGACUCACACUGGUCUGGAGGAGGCAGAUUCAGCAGCUGAACCGAGUCAGCCUGGAAAUGGCCAGUGCCAUUGUAGAUGCUUAUCCAUCCCCACGGCUCCUGGUGCAGGCUUAUCAGCGGUGUUGUUCAGAUCAAGAACGCCAGAAUCUGCUGGCAGAUAUCCAGGUGCGCCGUGGGGAAGGUGUGACUUCCACCUCCCGCCGUGUUGGGCCAGAGCUGUCCCGGCGCAUCUACCUUCAGAUGACCACUCUACAGCCAGACCUCUCCUUAGACAGUACUGAUUGAUGCUAGCCCACCCGGACAGGAGGAAGGCUGGAGCUCUGCCCCUCCAGCCUGGAAACCCAACAGCAAUGGACCUGAAGAACCUGCUGGGCACAAGCCUGGGUGAUACCUGGUGUU